Messenger RNA from Nylanderia fulva, 1461 nucleotides. RefSeq lists its product as uncharacterized. The record is from RefSeq and is a predicted model, not a curated record. NCBI's taxonomy places the organism in Eukaryota, Metazoa, Arthropoda, Insecta, Hymenoptera, Formicidae.
GUAAUAUAAUGAUAUCUAUGCUCUUAUCAUACAUGCAAGAAUGUUCGACACUGAAAUAAACUGUGAGUCAAAGCCAACUUAUUUUCUUGAUGUUGACAUCACGACAAAAUCACGUGAUUGUGUUUAACGCUGUAAUAAAUGUUUCAUGAAUUUGCACCUUUAUUUCCGGGCUUAUUAUUAGGUUCCAUUGGUAGUUACAAAAAUUUACUUUAGGAUCGAUGGUCUUUAAUAGUAUUUUGUCGAUGACUUAGUGCUCGAUCCAAUCCGGUUCGCUGUUGAUUACGUUGAUAUUAGUGCUUGUAAAUUACUAUAGGCACACUUGAAGAUGUGCAACACGAUGCGAGUCAUGCACACAUUGUAUCGAGUCGUUAAUUAAACGUGUGUUGUGUGCAUCACUGCGCACUUCCGUGGUGAUCAUCGUGAUAUUGCGUUCCAUUUUUUGGUUUAACUACAUUUCGAUUAUGAUUUAUUAUUUGUUUUGCCGGAAUACACUGGCCAAUGAAUUUGCGUGAUGGAUUGAUUCUAUAUUUUAAGCUGCUUCAACUACGACGAUUGGUGUUAAUUAUUGGGACAACAGCAUCAGUAGCAAUGUCCCUCAAUCUGGUUUAGAAAGGUUUUACUUUCCCACUCGAGUGAUCCGCCAUUAGCAUAAACGCGUGCAAAGUAGACAUCCGGGAAGUGUGACCCCGAGGACCCAACGAUCGAAUCUACACAUAUCUUUUUAUCGUCCGAUAUUUUAUUCAAAAACAAGGAAUCGAUAUGGAUGAUCGAAUUUAUAUAGACAAGGAGACCGGCGAGGAUCUGAUUCAUCCAUUUGUCGAUUGUGAUAUGCGUUAUUCGACCGACACGAUGGCGAUGAAUGACGCGGAGACCGGGGAACCGGAAGUCAGCCUCAUAGAUCACAGAAUGGCCAGAGAUCAUCUUAGGAAAGUGCCAUUUCAGAUACCGAAAGAAGUGAAGGAAAAAUCCUCGAAAAAACGUCGUUUAACAGAGUUAGAGCCGGUUCCAGCGGGUGCCUCCUUUGGCCAGAUAAAUCCCAUUUGUUUGUUCUUACCGGCCAUCAUCUAUUUCCGCUGGUUCCUCGCCUUAUUGAUGCUCUUUGAGGUCAUUCUGCAUGUGUGGGCACAUCACAAGAACAAGAGCCUGAAGAAUGCCAACGUAUACUUUCGUUCACCGUUUCACGACAUCUCUGCCGAAUUCUGCGCUCUCUGCCAAAAUGAGACCUGCAUGAAUCGUGUCGGGAAAAUGCAUCAGAUUCGGAUGCACAAAUUUUUACGGCAAUGCAACUACAUGAAGAGAAUAGUAACGUGAAUUUGAAAUGAGCGUAUCUAGCUGUAUUUUCAGCGUCACGGUUUUUUCAUAUGAUGACUAUAUGAUCGCAAUUAAAUUCUACGACCUUUAAAGUUGGUCUAUAAAAUAAUUGUUAUAUUUCGUACACAUACAAAUUUCAAAUAUAUAUAU